This is a messenger RNA of Larimichthys crocea (large yellow croaker), 2601 nucleotides long. RefSeq names its product UDP-Gal:betaGlcNAc beta 1,4- galactosyltransferase, polypeptide 4 (gene b4galt4). The record is from RefSeq and is a predicted model, not a curated record. The coding region runs from base 317 to 1360 and encodes 347 amino acids. Gene Ontology annotation, cellular component: Golgi apparatus. Gene Ontology annotation, biological process: carbohydrate metabolic process. The transcript has 7 exons. Gene Ontology annotation, molecular function: galactosyltransferase activity. NCBI's taxonomy places the organism in Eukaryota, Metazoa, Chordata, Actinopteri, Sciaenidae.
GUUCAGGAGACGAAGCAAAUAGGUGAGCUGACGUCAUCAGGUACCUGCUAAACACGUGACAGGCUGACACCUGAUGGACAGAAAACAAAGACAGCUUCCUGUUACAUGCUCUACUCGGUCACUGCUGAAGCUUUUAUUCUGAAGUACAUCCGGCAGAAGUGUGUGACGUGUUGCUGUCCGUGGUUAGCUUGUGGCUAACAAGGUGUGGAAGGGCUCACCUGCUGAAGCUGUCUGAGCGAUGGAGUGACAGAAUGUUUCUCCACCAUGGGAUGACUUGUCAUUGACUCUGUCCGUCUCCGGUUCACGUCACCCAGCCAUGGGCUUCUGUUCACCUGUGUGCAAGCUCCUGCGGAGGGGGAAGUAUUUGAUCCUGCUCCUCGUCUCGCUGUCGGUGCUUGUCUGGAUCGCAGCAUUUUCAGGUGAAACGGUGAAGUCGGUGCAGGUUUCCUCGACCAUGACACAAACCUCCAAAGGUGACCUUCUGAGGAACAAACUCAACUCUUGGACAGUGUCAACGGAUCGCUUAAAAACUCCUCCACCCAGAGCUGAAUGUCCAGAGGAGUCUCCGUUACUCCGUGGAGCUGUGCCACUGUCCUUUGAGUCCUCUCUGAAACUGAAGGACGUGGAGAGAGAAAACAGACAAGUGACUGAAGGCGAGUACGAGCCCACCGACUGCACGGCGAGGCAGAGUGUCGCCAUCCUCAUCCCUCAUCGCAGCAGAGAGAGACACCUGCUUUACCUGCUGCACCACCUGCACCCUUUCCUGCAGAGGCAGCAGAUACAUUACGCCAUCUAUGUCAUCCAACAGGCUGGUGAUGCAACUUUUAACCGUGCCAAGUUACUGAAUGUUGGUUAUUUGGAGGCUCUGAAAGAUCACACCUGGGACUGUUUCAUCUUUCAUGACGUCGACCUGGUUCCUGAAAAUGAUCACAAUUUCUACAUGUGUGACAAGCAGCCCAAACACUUGGUGGUGGGCCGCAAUGUCACAGGAUACAAGCUCCGAUACAAAGGUUACUUUGGAGGAGUCACAGCGAUGACCAAAAAACAGUUUCUUCAAGUUAAUGGCUUCUCAAACACCUACUGGGGCUGGGGUGGAGAAGACGACGACCUUCGCAUCAGGGUGGAGCUGCAGAAAAUGAAGAUUGUUCGGCCACCUGCUGAUGUUGCUCGUUACACCAUGGUGUUUCAUAAACGAGACAGUGGCAACGAAAUCAACAAAGACCGGAUGAAGCUGUUGGGUCGAACACCGCAGGUUUGGAGAAAAGAUGGACUUAACAGCUGCUCCUAUAAGAUGUUGUCGGUGGAGCGGCAGCCUCUUUAUGUCAAUGUGACCGUGGAUAUCGGUAAGCCACAGAGCUGAACUCAAACAGGAAGUCCUGCUGCCACCAAAAACUCACAUGUAUUUUCAUGUAGUUUACAUGUUUUAAUUAAAUCAGGCGGUCACUUUAUUGUUGCACAUCAUGUAGCCUUGAUGUUUUUACCAGCCUCAAAGUUCAUCAAGUAUUCCUGAAUUAGAACAUCACGCCAGACUCGAGUUAUGCACAGGUCUCUUUAUUUACCUGCAGACAGUUGGAACACAGAUGUGUUUUGUACUCCACUCUGUUACUUUUUAAAGCGCAAAGACACAGGUAAGGUUACCUGAAUACAGAGAACAAAACCAAUGAUUGUACUUGUGAGGUCUGCACACCUGAAGCUUGUUUGCUCUGGUCAUGCUCACACAAACAAAAGGGAGUUGGAUUUAAACAAACUAAAGAGCACAUUGAUUGAUGAUUGACUGACAUGUUAAUGAUGUGCAUUCAUUUAUUGCUUUGAUUGGAAGUCAAACAAACAGUUUUUUUUAACACUAAUUACAGCACGUAUAAAUUAUUAAAUGUUAUUCAUUUUAACUUGGCAAUAAUCAGUGAAGAGGAGCUGAUCAAUAUCAACUGAUAAUCAAUGGAAAUAUGUUUUGAAGAUCUUUAUUUUUCUGCAGUAAAAGACGAGAAGCAAAUCAGAUCAAUAACUUAUCAAUAACCGUACAGAAGUCUGAAUCUGAUUUGUGACUCUGGUUGGUCUGAAAUUUAAACGCUCGUUAAUAUUUUUAAUUAGUCUUGUUCAUUUCCUGUCAGAUGUAUGAAAAGACGAAGAUUUGACUGAAUUCUUCUUAGUCAGCGCUGUGAAGCUUUAAAUUCUUCUUCUUUAAUUGUUCCAUAAAAAACAGACGGCCUUAAUUUAACUUAAACUUAAUAACUUUGAUUGGUUGUUUUUUCUGGAUGAAUGUUUCAAAGUAUUUUUUGAGCCAUAAUGAUGAGAUUUGAUUUAUACACCAUGUUUUAUUUUUCUAAAGGGGUAAUAGAUUUGUAUUUAUGACUUUAACAUUUAAUGAUAAUUAUAGACCAAUCAGUUUUAAUCUAAAACAUGUUGGCUUUGAUUGUUGCUGUCUAGAAACAUUUAAUAUUUAUUUUUUAUUUUGAGUUGCUUCACUUUUAUUUAUCUGAGUAUAUUUCUGAUGUUACUAAAAACAAGCGCUCCUCGUUAAAUAUCCAUAAUGAGCACAUGAUGUCACACUGUUGACAUUCUUUUCAUAAUUCUUUUGUUUUAAAAGAUUAAUAUGAGUUUUUA